AUCUCCGACAACAAACACAGAGAAAAUACAGAGCGAGCAACAGACGCGAACCCGGAGCUAUGAAUAAUAAAGGACAAUACCCUUCUGCCCCAGCCUACCCAACCCAGGCACCCAAUUCUCAGUCAGUGUACCCACCAACCAUGCACCUGCCACAGGCUCCUUCUUAUACAGAUGCACCUCCAGCUUAUUCUGAGCUGUACCGAGCUGCGUAUAUGCAACAAGCAGCAGCUAAUAUGAGCGCUCUAUCUGCACACUACCCCAGCACAUCAAUGUACCUUCCUAUGGCUCAGCCUAUGCAAGUUGCACAAAUGUCCUCACAAGUACCUAUGGCUUAUUACCCUAUUGGUCCUGUCUACCCACCUGGCUCCACAGUCCUUGUCGAUGGGGGCUAUGAUGCAGGGGCUCGAUUUGGUGUGGGUAACUCUCCAUCGGUUCCACCACCGCCAACCGGCUGCCCCCCGAAUGCAGCUCAGCUGGCUGCCAUGCAGGGUGCAAAUGUAUUAGUCACACAGAGGAAAGGCAAUUACUUCAUGGGUGGCUCAGAUGGUGGAUACACCAUUUGGUGAAAAGGAAACAGAGGCAUGGAAAUGGGGGUUAAAAGCAAAAAAAAAUAAAAAAAAAAUAAAUAAAAUGGGCUAGCCUUUGUACAAGGAAGGGCAUCUCACCCUGUGAGCACUUCUCACAAUGUUCUGCUUUAGAAUAUUAACUGAGAAUUGCUGUUUAGUCACAGAUGUGGUGAGAUGUCUUCCUGGCGCUCAUUCUUUAUGUACUCCUGCUAUAUUAAAGGAGGUCCUUUAAAAAAAAGGAAAGGAAACGCUUUGCAACCCUUUCAGACACCUCUAACCUCUUCCCAUGCACCUUCACUUAUAAGUAAACUUUCAAAUUACAGGCUGAUUUUAGGCUCAGCAAGUCCUUUUAAUGAGGGAUAGAAGGACUGUAAGUUAGGAGUCAUUUUUGAAGUAACUAAGAUGCAGAUUGUUGUGCUUUGUAAUUGUUGCUGGCUUUGGGAUAGGACACGGCUGUAUUAUUAACACUUAGGAAUGCAUAUUGUACCUUUUAAAGAGAGAGCAAAAGAAAAUCCCUACACAAACGUAACAUUUGGCCUCUAUUUCCGAAUGUCCUAUCAUCAUUUCUUCAUGUAAAGCAAGUCCUAUUUCUUUUCUGUCCCCAGAUUUCAGAUAUAUGCAUCAUGUUUCUGUGUUCUGCAAGCCAACCAGUUGUUGUUUUUUCUGAAUGCUGCUUUGAAACAGUUUUUGCAUUCUGGGUUAUUUGCCCUUUCAAUUAGCAGCAUGAUAGACUAGUUGGAUAUUGUAACUAUUAGCAGUUAGACUACACAUGAGGGUGCUAUAUUAUCAUUUUCAGAUGCAAAUCCUAUCACUUACAAUACUAAACGAUUCUAUAGUUUCUGUUCAGAAGGCUUUAGGUUUAACUACUGUUACCAGUGACUCUGGGAAAUGGAAGUAAUAAGAAACGCUUUUUGUGACUGCCUUUUCCACCAAAUAACCUAUAUAAUAAGACAGACUAAACACAUUUUCUGCACACCUCCUAAUCAAACCUAAAUUAUUUUUUUCUCUGAACUGUGUUUUGGCCAUGGAGUGGUAAUUCAGCAACACAGUUUAUUUUUUAAAAGUAAUUUGGUAAACAACAUAAAUGUAUAAUGCAUAAUAUUAUGAAUAGAAUGAAUAUGUGUAUCUGUUUUUUGGAAGUCAGACUUAAGAACUGAUGACAACAUAACCAACUCAAAAAAUAGGCAGCCUGAAAUGCUUCUUUACAGUGAAAAAGACUAGAUUUAGACUUCUGGGUGUGAUAGUCCAAAUUAAUGCAUUUUACAAAUGGAAUAUGAUUAAAUCAGAUAGAUCUAUAUGACAUUUAUUCCAGAAAAAAA
Molecule: messenger RNA, 1885 nt
Organism: Xenopus laevis (African clawed frog)
Lineage: Eukaryota; Metazoa; Chordata; Amphibia; Anura; Pipidae
Gene: dazap2.L
Product: DAZ associated protein 2 L homeolog
Exons: 4
Coding region: 60-566 (168 amino acids)
Cellular component (GO): nuclear speck; cytoplasmic stress granule
Source: RefSeq, marked provisional